This is a messenger RNA of Linepithema humile (Argentine ant), 690 nucleotides long. RefSeq lists its product as uncharacterized. Lineage: Eukaryota; Metazoa; Arthropoda; Insecta; Hymenoptera; Formicidae. Gene Ontology annotation, biological process: DNA integration. Gene Ontology annotation, molecular function: nucleic acid binding. The record is from RefSeq and is a predicted model, not a curated record.
AUGUCUACCAAGGCUAUUCACAUCGAAUUAGUCUCCGAUUUAAGCACACCGGCGUUUCUUAAUGCGCUCAAACGCUUCAUUGCUUGUCGCGGCUUGUGUAUAAACAUAUACUCGGAUAACGGCACCAAUUUCAAGGGGGCUCAGAAUGAGUUGCACGCGUUCUAUGAACUCCUUACAUCAGCGUCACAUCAAGAAGCCGUCGAACAACAUUGCUCAGGACGUGCAAUUCAGUGGCAUUUCAUACCACCUUAUUCACCACACUUGGGUGGUAUCUGGGAGGCCGGCAUAAAAUCGGUAAAAACGCAUCUCAAGAAAAUACUCAGUGAAGCUCUAUUAAGUUUUGAAGAAAUGUAUACGGUUCUCACGCAGAUUGAAGCGGUCUUGAACUCACAACCAUUAACUCCAAUAUCAAGUGACCCUACAGAUCUCAGAGCGUUGACUCCGGGUCAUUUUUUGAUCGGAGAAGCACUAAACGCGAUUUCUCAGCGUUUCAUCGAUAUUCCUUCUAAUCGACUUACUCGAUUCCAAUACCUGACGAAACUGGUCCAAUCAUUCUGGUCACGUUGGUCUAAGGAGUACUUGUCGACUCUUCAACAACGAUUCAAAUGGAAUCGCGAGGAUCUGGUAUCUCUAGUCAAGAUUGGAACAUUGGUGAUUUUACGGGACGACCAAACUCCUUCGAUGCAAUAG